Molecule: messenger RNA, 11322 nt
Organism: Orbicella faveolata
Lineage: Eukaryota; Metazoa; Cnidaria; Anthozoa; Scleractinia; Merulinidae
Molecular function (GO): calcium ion binding
Source: RefSeq, a predicted model, not a curated record
AAAUAGAAACGCAACCCAAACAGCGUUUUGCAAGAAUCGCGGCCGAAGGACAAACACAAUACUUGACUUGUGUCGUAAUCGCGCUAGAUCCGCAGGUCACUCAGUUCGAGAGUCUGGUUAUGUCCGAUGAUGUUCUAAACGUCUUCUACAAUCGCAAGACGAAACGUUUGCGACUAGUGCAGAAAAAAAACAAUGAUUAAACAAAGAAACGACUAACUUAAAUGACACGCACAGCUUUUCGUUAAUAGUCAAAUGUCAUAUACGCGAAGACUGGUGUACAGAGUUUCGCGCAUGCGAAGCUGUGUCAUUUCAGGGACUUCCCCUUUUCUUUGGUUUUCAUGUAUUUAGAGAUAAUGAAAGAUUGAUCUGAAAGUCGAUGUCAGUUUCAUCUACUUCGUCACAUCACUUCUUCCACAAAGAGAGAAACGUAAAGAACAGACAAAUCCCGGAAAUAUGUCGUAGGAUUAAGAAAGAAAUGAAUUAAAUUUCGAGAAAAGCGUGCCAGGCACCAGAAACCCCCUCCCCUAGGGGGGAUGGGAAAACUACCUUAUAAAAGAGAGGGGGUGCCCGUAGAAAAUUUUCAGAAGAACCUCUUGAAGGCGCCAAAGACUCGUUUUGUGAACGUUGCCUUAAUUCACUUUCACUGCAAACAGCACAUUUACGAGCACCUUCCUUCCCCCCUCAGUAGCCAAAAUCGUGCUUGUGGCCAUCAAUGAGACCCCAAGUUGACCCCGUUUCAACCAUGAAGCCAAAUAAAGCGAAAAGGAAACACAAACAAACUAGCAGACAAGCGAUAUUGUUCUCACUUUAUGCCUGCAAAUAAACUAAAGGUUAGGGGUUAGUUCAAUGCAGUGUAAAUGGCACGCGGUAAAUAAACGAGAAGUUAUUCUUCUUGUAUAGAAGCUACUUUUGAAAUAGUCUGAUGUCCUCUAGACUGUUGAUUUGUUUUAAGCCAUUGUAUUAAGCUGUGCAUGCAUAAAAGUUGUUCGCAUCCCCGACAAUGAAGUAUUUCUGCUACUCGAAGUAAUUGCAUAUCAUGCUGAGACCGAGACCUGCUGUCGGUAAAUUAAAGCCUUUCAAGCUUUCUGUGGCUUCGGUAAUAUGGAUUCUUUCCUCAUUUUAGUAUUAGCCCUUAGUGCCAGCCAAUAUGGCGUCGAUGCUUGCGGAGGCUGCGGUCCUUCGCCGAGACAUGGCGGAUGGGGCCGAUGGCAGCCAGUUAGUUGGCAGGAAACCCAGUGCUCAAAUGGAUAUAAAACCAGAUACCGCUAUUGCAACGAUCCUUCCCCAGCUCACGGUGGGCAUGGCUGCAGCGGAAGUAGUAGCAAGCGGAUAGACUGCAAUGAAUGUGACUACGGCAACGGAGGAUGCGAACAUAUAUGCGUAAACUAUGUUGGUAGUCACAGCUGUAGAUGCUAUCCUGGUUACGAGCUUUACUCGGGAAAGAGAUGCAGACGAAUCUCUUGUCACACAAGCGAUUGGCCGCCGCCAAGUAAUGGACAGAUAUCGUCACCUUGUAACAGUAAUUCACAGGUGCGCUCUGGCACUUAUUGCACGGUCACUUGUAAUAAUGGAUAUAAAUUAGACGGACCUUCAAGCUCUGUUUGUGGCAGCGACGGCGAGUGGGAUCCAAGAUCAACUCCAAACUGUCGAGUGUUCGAGUGUCAAGCCCUAAGUGCCCCGGACCAUGGUCAGAUCACUCCUGAUAUUUGCAAAACAAAACCUCUCCAUGGUCAAGUAUGUUCUUACGAAUGUAGCGCAGGCUACGCACGCACUGGGCCUAGUUCGAACACGUGUAACAAUGGCUUCUGGACACAAGGAGGAUUUCACUGUCAGGACAAUGAAUCACCUUCAUUUGGCGAAACCUGUCCAUCUGCACAAAGUGUUUUCGCGGAUGAAGGAAAAUCUUCAGCCACAGUGAGCUGGGGACCAGUUACAGCUACAGAUAACGAUCAAGCUAGCGUUACUGUGUCCCCUCAAGUGACGUCACCACACGUUUUUUCUGAGGGAAGCCAUACCGUGGUCUACACUGCUACAGAUCCGUCGGGAAACACGAAACUCUGUUACCUUCGAAUUACUGUUCAAGCUCUUCGAUGUUCUGUACUGUUCGCACCUGCAAACGGCAGACUGGAGAAUGCGGCCUGUGGAAAUGUCUAUGGAAGCUUAUGCCGACUGGCAUGCUACAAGGGGUAUGAAUUGAAAGGAUCUGUUGAGAGGAAGUGCGACAAGAUAGCAGGGACAAAUGUGGCCCAAUGGACAGGAAAUACAACUUCCUGUGAAACUAUCCACUGUCCAUCUCUAAACACUCCUGAUCACGCCAUUCAGGCCGGGUACGGCUGCGGUGGUCCAAGCUCUAGCUACAGCACAUCCUGCUAUUUCAGUUGUAUGUUGGGAUACGAGGCUGUAGGAGGAUCACAGAAAAGAACUUGUCUGGAAACUGGACAGUGGAGUGGAACCGAACUUCAGUGCCAAGCGAUCACCUGUCCUUCAAUUACUAUUACGUCGAAAGGACUGGACAUCACCCCCUCAUUCUGCACCAAUGCAAGCGCUGUCAUUCAUUACGCAACAGAUUGCCGAUUCACCUGCAGGAGCGGAUAUCAACACCAUGGGUCUGGGCUGAAGACUUGUAACCAGCAGAAGACCUGGUCUCCAUUAGGGAAUCCAUGGUGCAAGGAUGUCUCGGCACCAGUAUUUUCAAACUGCCCAUCAAAUAUUGUAGCCACCGCUGACAGAGGUACAACGUCGACACAGGUCACUUGGUCUCAUCCUUCAGCUACAGACAACUCCGGCCUCAUUCCCAACAUAACACGCUAUGGGAAACUACCUGGGGACUUAUUUCCUGCUGGAGAACACAACAUCCGGUACUUGGCUUUAGACAAAACAGGGAACGUUGCCGAAUGCAAAUUUAAAGUCUUCGUUUCAGUGGUCCGCUGCCUGCCAAAGUUGUAUUCUCCAGCUGGAGGUUCCUUACAGUGUACCAAAGACAAUCAGUAUGGAUCAGAAUGCUCCUUCGCUUGUCAGGAUGGCCACACCAUGAGUGGCUCUGACCGCAGAGUCUGCGAGAAAGAUCCAGUUACAGUCACCUUAAUUUAUCUUUCCUUAGUGGUGAAGUGUGCUCGACUCUUCCCCCCUCCUCACAGCAUACAGUCUGGCUGCGGAGGCGAUUCCUUGUUCAACGUUUUUGGUGACAAAUGUCUUUUAUACUGCGCCCGUGGCUACCACCGGGUUAACGGCUCGACUGAGAGGGUCUGUCUAGCAAAUGGCACAUGGUCUGGUGAAGAACCGUACUGUCAAGUUGUCCGCUGUAAGGUCCUUCUACCUCCAACGGAUGGUCAGGUGACACCACACUCCUGCACGACUUCUCCUGAAUACGAUACUACAUGCCACUUUUCUUGUCCCAAAGGCUAUAGGCUGCACGGAGAACCAAUAGCGACAUGCCUUAGCGACGGUCAGUGGUCGAAAAACACCACUUCUGUUUGCAAAGACGUGGAAAGACCCUCCUUUGGCGUUACUUGCCCCAGUGAUAUCAAACGUUACGCAGACAGGGCUAACAACUAUACCACAGUAAACUGGGCACCAGUGGUUGCCACUGAUAACUCUGGCGUGGUAACGAGUGUGACCGAAUAUGGUGUGCCAACCGUAAAUAGAUUCUACCAAGGACGACACCGGGUCACUUACAACGCCAGCGACGCAGCAGGGAAUUACAAAGUCUGCACGUUUUUCGUGACAGUCGAGGUUUUACGAUGCCAAACGUUGUUUCCUCCACUGAACGGCUUUGUAGAGGGAGAAUGUGAUAACACCUACGGCUCCACAUGUAAAAUGACGUGCAACGAUGGGUACAACUUGCUCGGGUCUGACAUUCUUACCUGCCUUAAGAAACCGGGCCAUAUUACAGGAUACUGGGACGAACCAGUACCAGUCUGUAAAAUACGGUCAUGUUCUUCCCUAAAUGCACCUCGGUAUGGUUUUAUUUAUCCGCACAUGUGUACGUCUUUCCCAGUCAGCGGAACCAUCUGCUAUUUCGAAUGCAGACAUGGUUUCCUUGGAAACGGUGGAACUACUGAGAUUCUUUGUGGGAAUGAUGGAAAGUGGAGCAAAAAUGAAUCGUCAAUUUUGCAAUGCCUUGAUGUUACUGCACCAGUGUUCAUGAGGUGUCCUUCAGAUAUUCGUGCAAACAUCAAUGCAAAUUCUACAGCAUUGGUUAACUGGACCCUACCCGUCGCGCUGGACAACAGCAAUCUAGCUCCACAAUUGACGGUAUUUCCACCAGGGAUUAGCCCCCCACAGAUCUUUAACGGAACUGCUUUAGUUGUGUACACUGCUAGGGAUGCAAGUGGGAACAAGAAAGAGUGCUCGUUUAGAAUUAUAUUAGAAGACAAUUUAGGUCCCCAGGUGGUAUAUUGUCCCCCAGACCAAAACAUCACCGCUACGAAGACGAGAACAAGAGUAAUGUGGAAUGACCCUCAGUUUAAAGACAACAGCAACAGUCCAUUGGUGAUAACAUGCAGUCAUCAAAGUGGAACUGAGUUCUACUGGGGGACCUGGAAUAUACAUUGUACAGCCUAUGAUAAUAAUCCCAACAACAAGCCUGCUGUUUGCCAGUUUUCACUAACAGUUAAACCCACGGAGUGCAGUUACCUGCCUCCUCCCAAAGGAGGUGCAAGUGGUUGUGACGAGUGGAUGUUUGGAAGGUUCUGUUCGCCUUUUUGCAACAACAAAUCGGACUUUGCUCAACCUUUGCUUUCGAGUAUGUGGGUUUGCGGAGCAUCAGGAACUUGGAUGCCAACCAAUCGUUUUCCAGACUGUACAAGGGUAUACCGCCCCAACGAUGUCAGGAUGGCAAUGGAUCUCCAUUACUACUAUGGUGACUGUUCUACACCAGAAGCCCAGGCUCAAAUUAAGCAGAACUUUAUCCAACUGUUGAACGAGUCUUUCUUCAAAGAGGUCUGUCAGGACCCAGCACUUAAAGACAAGUGCAAGGUAGAGAACGUGGAGGUCAGGUGCUCUGCGGUAGUUUCGGUUACCAGUAGGCGAAAGCGUUCAGCAGAAAAUGCAGAUGGCCAUAGAAGAACUCGACGAUCAAUUCCAAGAACCACAAUUACUCUAGAUAUCGUUGUGGACCUCGAAGGCAUUGAAUCAAAUGACACCAAAGAAGGCCAGGUUAUGAUUGGCGAGGAAGGCAUGAAAAUUUCCAAAAAUAUCAGCAGCCGGAUAAAAGCUGCGGUUGAAAACGGCAGUUUCAGCCUCAACGUCAGUAGCACUGUGUUCGCUACUAAUAGAAAGUCGAUGAAUAUCUCAGAGCCUCAACUGUUUUGCAUCAAAGGGCAAACGUUCAGAGACGGAUAUUGCCUCAACUGCACACUGGGUACUUACUUAAACAGUACCACUGGAAAGUGCGAGGACUGUCCUAUCGGAUCAUACCAAGAGCUCAGUGCGCAGGAAGAGUGUUCGAUGUGUCCAUCGGGCACUUCAACAACUGGCUCCAGAACAGAGAGCAGCACUAACUGCUUAGGUCUCUGCAAACCUGGUUCGUACUCCCCAACCGGCAUGGAGCCUUGCUUUCUUUGUGACAAGGGUUAUUAUCAGGCCAUAGAAGGUCAAGAGUCGUGCUUACAAUGUAGUCCGAAUAAGACAACUUCUGGUGAGGGAUCCAACAGUUCUGUGCAAUGUGGAGUUCCAUGCCCAGCUGGAUCAUUUUCGCCAACUGGACUGGCUCCAUGUUCUUUAUGCGAUCGACGCUCUUUUCAGCCGCGCAAUGAGAGUCGAGUGUGUUUUUCGUGCCCAGGAACAACUAUAACACUGAAACCCGGAUCAAAGAAUUCACAGGAUUGCAUAGAGAUAAACGAGUGUGAUUCUAACCCUUGCUUCAACAACUCCACGUGUACCGACCUCAUCGGCGAUUUCCUGUGCUCCUGUCAACCUGGCUACACCGGGAAACAGUGUGACACUGAUAUCGACGAGUGUCAAGAUCAACCAUGUUUCAACAAUGGCACAUGCCAAGAUCUGGUCAACAACUAUACCUGUUCCUGUGCAAGCGGUUUCCAAGGCUUCAAUUGCGAAGAGGAUAUUGACGAGUGUGCUUCAUUGCCGUGUUCUAACAACGCCUCUUGCAAAAAUCUCCCUGGUAGUUAUCAGUGCCAGUGUGAGCCCGGGUACACGGGAAAGCUCUGUGAUACGGACAUUGAUGAAUGCCUGUUAUCUCCAUGUCAGAAUGGAGCUACUUGCAGAGAUAGAAUAAACAGCUACGAGUGCGUCUGCCCAGCGGGUUUCCAAGGCAACGACUGCGAAGAAAAUAUCGAUGACUGCGCGAGUGAUCCUUGUCAAAACGGGGCCAACUGUCUUGAUGGCAUUGACAGUCACCAAUGCAUUUGUCCUGCAGGUUUUAAUGGAACCAACUGUGAACACAAUAUCAACGAAUGUGCCGGCGCAAACUGCAAAAACAAUGCUACAUGUUUGGAUCAAGUCAAUGGGUUUCAUUGUAUCUGCGCGGCCGGAUUCUCCGGGUUAGCCUGUGAGUUCAACAUCGAUGAAUGUAACUCAAACCCCUGUCAAAAUCAAGCGAACUGCGUGGAUAUGGUAAAUAGUUAUCGAUGUGACUGCCGGGAUGGAUUUGAUGGACUGCACUGCGAAAACAACAUAGAUGACUGUGCAGCAAGUCCUUGUUCAAACAAGGGGUCGUGCCAAGACGGUGUGAACAACUUUACCUGUUUGUGCCAGCUAGGUUUCACUGGUAGAAUCUGCAAUGUAGACAUCGACUACUGCGCCCCGACGCCUUGCUUGAACAAUGGAACAUGCUUUGAUAGCACCACUUCCUUUACUUGCCAGUGUCCAGAUGGUUUCGACGGAGAUCAGUGCCAGAUCAAUAUUAACGACUGUGAAAAUGCUACUUGCUUAAACAACGGCAAUUGCAUUGACGGUAUAAAUGAGUAUAGAUGCUCUUGUGUCGAUGGUUUUGUUGGUAUCAGCUGCGAAAUAAACGUGGACGACUGUGAGCAGAAUCCUUGCGUGAACGAUGGAACUUGCGUUGAUCUGAUAAAUGACUACCGAUGCACUUGCAAGAAGGGAUACACAGGAAAGAACUGUAGCAUUGACAUCGAUGAGUGUUCUAACACUCAAUGUCGCAAUAAUGCUACUUGUAUCGACAAAGUUGGUAAUUACACUUGUUCCUGUGUUGAUGGAUUCAGCGGACCACAUUGUGAAGUUGACAUCGACGACUGCGUGGUAAAUUCCUGUGGUAAUGGAUCCACGUGCAGAGACGGAAUAAACAGCUACACUUGCGACUGCGCUCCUGGGUUUUUGGGCGACGAUUGUACGCUGGAAAUUGAUGAGUGCGCAUCUUCCCCUUGUUUCUAUGGCGGGACAUGUAAUGAUCAGAUUAAUGGCUUCGUUUGUGUCUGCCCCGAUGGAUUUACAGGUUUGCAGUGCCAACAAAACGUCGAUGACUGCAAAUCCAAUCCGUGUGAAAAUAACGGCACAUGCUCAGAUCUGGUGUCAAAUUACACCUGUCAUUGUCAAGUGGGUUUCAGUGGCUAUAAUUGUGAAAAUGCUGUUGACUACUGCAGAACAGCCAACUGCAGCCAAAAUGGCGUCUGUGUCAACACUCGCACAGAAUUUCACUGCAACUGUAGAAGUGGAUACUUUGGGAAAUACUGCGAGCUUGAAAUAGACGAAUGUUUGGCAAGACCUUGCUUUAACAACGCAACUUGCCAUGAUGCCGUCAACAAUUUUACUUGCUCUUGUGCUGAUGGGUAUACAGGCAGGUUAUGUGAGAGCAAUAUUGACGACUGCGUCAACAAUAGCUGCUUGAACAAUGCUACUUGUGUCGAUCGUACUCUAGGCUACUCUUGUCGUUGCUCAGAGGGCUAUAAUGGAACGUACUGUCAAACAGAGAUCGACGAAUGUGCAUCAAGCCCCUGCACUAACAACGGAACUUGCGUCGAUCUGACACCGGGAUACAAAUGCCUUUGCCCAGACCAAUUUGUUGGCGAAAACUGCGAGAACCUUACAGACUUCUGCCUUUCAACACCGUGUCAAAAUGGAGGUACAUGCAAGUCUGAUAACUCGACAAGGAGCUUCACUUGUUCUUGCAAAACUGGCUUCACUGGAGCCACAUGUGAAGAAAACAUUGAUGACUGUGUCUCGGGUCCUUGCAUGCCAAACUCCUAUUGCCAAGAUCUGGAGAAUGGUUACAGUUGUGAGUGCUACCCCUCUUACACUGGAGACUCCUGUGACAUCUUUCUUGGCAGUAAUUACGAUCUUAUAUUUGAUCGUAAGACCACAGACGACAUGGUUUUAUUAUCAGACGGCAAAGGCAUUCCAAGCAUGCGAUAUUUCACCAUCGCUAUGUUUGUGCGAGCAGAUUCCAGAUACAAAGCAGGCACACUGUUCAGCUACAGCGUUGCUGGACAACCAGAAUCAGAUGACGUCAUUGUUAUUUCAUUUACUGAGUCUCAGAUUCAUCUGGAGAUUAAAGAUGAAGUGGUUAGAGCCGAUUACAAAUUAGCAGACGAUCAUUGGCAUUACUUGGGGGUCGUGUGGAACGGAAUCACCGGAAAUGUUUCGCUGUACAUCGACAGAGAGGAAAUAAAAAAGGCGAGCAAUGUCAAAAUCGGAGAUAUUAUCACAGGAGGUGGAUGGAUUGUACUUGGCCAGCGGUAUCUCGCAGAAGAGCAGACAACAUCCCUUUCGACAGCUUUUGGCGGCACGUUGCAUCAAGUAAGCCUCUGGGAUGUGCCAGCAACUGCUGAUCACAUGUGGAACGCGGCCCAUAAUUGCACGUGGCCCAUUGCCGGAAGUGUACGAGCAUGGAGCAGCUUUCUGUCAGGAAUCAAAGGACAAGUAGGAAAGAGGUUCAUGACGCAAUGCAAAGGUAUUUGCUAUUGCACAACUAACUGCUCGCACUUCCUUCACUGCGAGUCUCGCCAGGGACUUUACCACUGUAAAUGCCAAGCCGGAUUCUCAGGUCCUCACUGUGACAUCAAUAUCGACGAGUGCAGAUCAAACCCCUGUAUUAAUGGCAGGUGUGUAGAUGGUGUCAACCGAUAUGACUGCGAGUGCAACAAAGGAUACUGGGGAACCGACUGUGAGAAGGAGAUCAUCAACGAACAAGAGUGUCCCGAAUUUAAAGAGCCCAGUAAUGGAAAGUUAUCUUGUCGGAAAGUUUCUGGUAAGCUGCUCUGUAUCAUGUCCUGUAACGAAGGUUACUCGUUUAAUUCCGAGGCGAUGACUAUGUAUGGCUGUGGUCCUGAUACAAACUGGAAAUGGAAUGACAUGGAGGAGCUAGUACAACCAACAUGCUCAAGCAAGGCUGCCCCCAAAGAGAUAGAACAUCGCUUCAGGAUAAAGUUUCCUGGUAUGCAAUGCAACAUCAUCCAAAGUCACGAGGAGUUGCACUCAGCAGUCGAGAAGGAAAUUCAAGACACGCUAACCACUGUACAAGGAUGCCAUGCAUGCCAACUGAAAGAUGUCGCAACUCCUGGAUGCGAGUCGACAGCCAGUAAAAGGAAAAGAAAAGCAGUGGAUUAUGCGAUGGAAGUGCUUUUCUCAGUACUCGUAAAGGGAGGUACAGAUUCGUCUUCGCCCGGAGAUGAUGUCGAAGAGAUGAGCGAAGCGGUCUUGUUUCAGAUGCGGUAUGCUGUCGCUACAGGACAGUUUCAGAUAGCUUUGAAUGGAAUGAACAGUACGGCAGAUAGAUCUUCAUUACGACAUCUCUUCUCCAGUAUAACUUGUGCUGCUGGCUUCGUUACGAGCGAAGAUCGAAAGGGAUGUGUGGCUUGCCCAGUUGGAACAUGGCACGAUCAAAAGAGUUUCAAGUGCAUCCUGUGUGAUAAAGGUUCUUACCAAGACAAGGAAGGACAGACCAGCUGUGCAGAAUGUGGUGAAGGAAAGUCGACCGAUAGCUUGGGAGCCGCGUCCAGUGAGGACUGUGUCGAGGUUGAGCCAACAGUUCCGUCAGAAGAAAAGGAUAUCAUUGGCUACAUCGUAGGACCUUUGGUGGCAGGGGUUCUCGUUAUAGCCAUCGCCAUUGUCGGCUGCUGGUUUCACCGCUCUCGUCGCUUUGAUAAGCCAGUCUUGCAAAAGAAGUCAUGCCUUUUUAAGGGUGGUCAUAAAAACCUAGGUCUCGAUGAAGAUAAUCUCGAUUUGAAAAAGAGAGAUUCUGAUUCAUUGGAGGAAGACGUGCAAAGUAGCGACGGUAAAGAACCAGUGUAUUGCGAAAUACCAGAACAGAAGGAGACUGUUUACAUUAACUCUAAUGUUGUUGCUGCUGACAGUAAGAGUCUUUACCAAGAGCUAAAUAUUGCAAAUAGGACAUCGAACACUAUCUAUGGGAAGAUUAUCAGUUCAAGUCGACCCUACGAAGUUAACCUCGCUGAGUCUCAGGUAUAAGUCCCUCUUCCCAGUAUCCGUAAGGCGUGUUCUCACCACUUGGUCAGGAGACCACAAACGCAGAGCGUAUUUAUAACUUGCGCCAUUUUUAGAAACUCUUUUUCUUUCUUUUUUGCCUCGGACAUUAAGUGCUACAUUUAAUAGUCUCGCUCAGGUAAACUGAGAAACCCAUUUUGGUCACAAAUUUGCACAUUCGUUUGGAAAUACUGAAUGAAAGAUCAAAGAGAGUUGCAGUUCUCGAGGUUUGGGUAACGUUCGUAUCAGCCGGAAAGUCACUCAGAUGAAGAUUAUAUAUUAGUGUAGUCAAAUCAUUUCGAAGAAGGAAAUCUGAUUUAGCUAAUGAAUUGUAGCAGAUUUAUUAACUUUUUAAAGAGUAAUGUUUAUCACUUUUGAAUGAAAAUUAGCAAUAUGAAAAGUGAACGACGUUUCGAUGAAUCCAUGUCAUAAUUAUCAAGUUCAAAAUACAUGAAACAAUUGCAUAAAUAUAAACAGUAAAAAUGGUGUCAAAAUGUUUAGGGAAUAAAAAGUGUGUUAAAGUAUUUAAUUGUCGUGUAAAGAGUUUUUAUCAAUAAUGUCUAUUAAAAAAGCAUAUAUUAUAAGGUGUGUAAGGCAGACAUUUCUGGUAUAAGCCAUGCAUAUUUGCCAUGUACUGCUGUAACGAUUUUGUCCAAGAAAUGCCAUUGACAAGAGCGAGAGGAGUCUUAUUGUAUUAUAUUCUGAAAUAAAGAUAAAUAACGCGUUAUCUAAAUGUCAAUUAUAAUUUAGUCACUCCUCACAACCGUGGAAGUUACACUUUGUAUAAUAGUAGAUGAUUUAAGAAACUGUUAUGUUACUAAUUACUGUCAUGUUCGCACGGACGUGCGGUGCACACGUGCGUACCUCCGGAAAUUCAGGAAAAAAAACUAUUAUACGGUGUAGUUAUACAUUUAUUGGUGAAAA